Nerophis ophidion (straightnose pipefish) is the source of this 1640-nucleotide messenger RNA. It is a transcript of the gene lrtm1, whose product is annotated as leucine-rich repeat and transmembrane domain-containing protein 1. The transcript has 4 exons. Gene Ontology annotation, molecular function: protein binding. Lineage: Eukaryota; Metazoa; Chordata; Actinopteri; Syngnathiformes; Syngnathidae. Bases 232 to 1428 code for a protein of 398 amino acids. The record is from RefSeq and is a predicted model, not a curated record.
GAGAGAGAGAGCUUCAGUGAUUCCCACACUGUCUUGCUGGCUGGCACUGAGCGCUGUGUUCUGAUCCGGCCCCUCUGAUGGGGUUUCAUGCUUGUAGGCAGUGUUGGGGACUCUGAGAGCAACGCACUUUUCCGAGCCUCAUAUUGACUUAUUUGAAAAUCCUGCUCACUGACCAUCUCAGCCCACCAAGAUGAGACUCAGGACAACUCAUCUUAGACUCAAUGAUGGCUAAUGGAUGCUGAAGAAGGGUCAGUCACUCGAACCCAAAAGGGAGAUAAAAAAGGACAGCAAACUCAAGUGGUCGAAGGACGCCUUGCAGAUAUGAGAGUGAUACUGGUGUGUUGCCUCCUCUCCCUUCUCUCUCAAUCACAUGCCUGUCCCAAAGAGUGCAGCUGCAAUGCAAACACCAAAGUUGUGGACUGCAGGGGUCGAGGCCUGUAUGACAUACCUCGACGAUUACAUCCAGACACCCAAGAGUUAUAUCUUCAAGACAAUCGAAUCAGAGGCCUUGGAUCGAUGGCUUUUCGAGAAAUACCGCUUGUUCGCAUUCUCGAUCUAUCAAACAACUCGAUAACAUCUGUUUCCCCAACUGCUCUUCUGGGGCUCAGAACUCUGCAGCGGCUCAGCCUGGCCUACAACAGCCUGAGAGAGCUUGACAAGCGGUUAUUUGGACCCAUUCAUUCACUUUCACACCUUGAUGUUUCACACAACAGCCUGUGGGGCUUGUCCGGAGCCAUGGGUGACAAUCUGAGGAACCUGAGCCACCUGGGGCUCGCCCACAACAGGCUAACACGAUUAGACCGAUCCCUGCUGGAGACCUUGGCCCGCCUGGACAGCCUCACACUACGAAGCAACCCAUGGAAGUGUGACUGCCACCUUAUAGGCCUCAAACUGUGGCUGGAGACCUACCUCUUCAAAGGUGGUGCAGUGGAUGAGGUGCUUUGCUACCAGCCUCUCGAGAUGAGGGACAGAGACCUACAGAAGGUCCCUUACCAGCUUUUCCAUGCCUGCAUGACCACCAGCUACCAUUACCUAUUUGCCAACAUCCAUCAUCUGGAGUCGGAGCGGCUGCUGCGAGGCCACAUCCAUGGUAACCACGCUCACCCUUCAAGCCACGCGCUCCAUGUCCCAAUGGCAAUGGGGGAGGGCUUUGGCGGUGGUGGAGGAAGUUUGCCGGAGUGCGAGCCCAAGCAAAGGCACCGACCAGUCAACUUGCGUCACGCUAUCGCCACAGUGAUCAUCACCGGUGUAGUUUGUGGGAUAGUGUGUCUGAUGAUGCUGGCCGCAGCGGUUUACGGAUGCGCAUAUGCUGCCAUCAUGGCUAAGUAUCAGCGAGAGCUAAAGAAGAAUCAAGAGUUGGCGGCAGCUCGCGCAGCCAAGCUUGCCACACUGGAUGAAAAGGAACCACUGGAGAACGCUAUUGCCUAGAAGAUGGUGACACAACUUUAAACGUGGGUCUCAACCCUUUAACUCAAAAAUAUUUGGAUGCCAUACAGUGGGGCGAAAAAGUAUUUGGUCAGCCACCGAUUGUGCAAGUUCUGAUGACAGAGGUCUGUAAUUUUCAUCAUAGGUACACUUCAACUGUGAGAGACAGAAUGUGAAAAAAAAAUCCAGGAAUUCACAAUGAAGGAAUUUUAAAG